CGACACGGUAUCCACAUGGUAUUUAAAAUGCAUCGUGCCGGCCAGCAUCUCGCCAGCAUCUCCACUGCCAGCAUGAUGAUGUAGGUAGCCUGCGCUGGGCUGCCGCCACUGGGGAACUGAUGUCAGUGAAGUUGCUGUACAGACCUACUGAGAAUUCCAGAUCAAGCUGUUCUUGCGUUGGGUCCAGGCUGCCAAAGUUGUGAAAAUGCUUCAAAUGCACUUCAAUGGUUGUGCGUUUCUUAAGGUCCGUCUUCUUGUUGUACUGCCCGCAUAUUGCUGGUAUAAUCCUAGAAGCUCCGUGUACUAAGGAGACGAGAGAGUUUGUAGCAUCGUCAUGAGGCUCCGUGGCAUUGGCCGCAGAUUCGGUGCACACUGCAUUCCUUUCUAAGGAGUGGACAGCGCAUUCUUGGGAAGGAAGUGCUGUUAUCCAGAUAUGAAGGCUUCAUUAUCUGCUCAGCUGGGCCCCACAUUCGUGCUCGGAAAGCCAUUGACCCUUCAACAAUCCACCUGCAACCCUGGCAGCAUUGAGUGCUUCUCACCUCUCCAAUUGUAUACUUCGCUUACAAAUCCAAAGCAAGCAGCUGGUUUGAGACUGCCCGGUCAAGCGUGGCCAGUCAAAGGUGUUAGCGGAAGAAGUUGGCAGCGAAGACAUUUUGAGGGGCUGAAUAAAAGGUUAUGCCUAAGUCGAGUCGAAGCCCUCGACAAUCCUGAGCGAACGCCAGAUAUAUCCACUGUGUUCCAAACGGUACCAGACCUGGUAGCUUACAUUUGCCAGGGGCCCUUGCUGUCAAAGGUUGGGGCAAAUCAGAGGAGUGUCACAGAGGGCCUAUCAUCAUGGGUUGACCUUGGGGUCAAAGUGUGCACAGACCUGGGCUUUGACCCCGCCGCUCUGGACGAGGCUCAGAAGUCGCGCAUCUUCCACUACUACCUCCCCACCUUCUUCUGGUGUCGAGCCCAGCUGGAGCAGCACCGGCAGAGGCAUGAGGCGCCCGAUGGCGCCAGCCCGCCCCCACUCGUAAUUGGCAUCAGCGCUCCCCAGGGCUGCGGGAAAUCGACCAUUGUCGAAGAGCUCACCUCCUUGUUUGAGUACGUCGGAAGCCACUGCGCGGGCAUCUCGUUGGACGACUUCUACCUGACAGCCGUGGACCAGUCCCGCAUGGCCGAGUUCUACGAGGGGAACAAGCUGCUCCAGUUCCGGGGCAAUGCUGGGUCGCAUGACAUGGAGUUCGGCCGUCAGAGCAUAGAGACGCUGCUCAAGCUCACGGAAAGAGGUUCGACGGCGAAGGUACCAAGAUACGACAAGUCCGCGAACCAGGGCCGAGGGGACCGCGCAGAUCCUGCCACGUGGCCGGAGGUGAAGGGCCCGCUGGAGGUGAUUCUGUUCGAGGGCUGGAUGCUUGGCUUCCGGCCGGUGCCAACGCAGCAAGUGGCAGACGUGGACCAGCAGCUCAUCCCCGUGAACGCCUUCCUGGAGCACUACGCGGAGACGUUCGACACCCUGGUGGGCGCGUGGGUGGUCAUCCAGGUGGCGGACCCGCGCUGGGUCUUCAAGUGGCGCCUCCAGGCCGAGCAUGCCAUGCGAGCCAAAGGCAAAACGGGGAUGACCGACGAACAGAUUGAGGACUUUUGCGCCCGCUUCCAGCCGGCGUACAAAGCGUACCUUCCGGGGCUCUACAAGGACGGACCCCCCGGAGCGAAGCCGGAGGCGACGCUGCAGAUCCGGAUUGACGAGAGCCGAAAUGUGCACUAGUGAACGGGAUCCUAAGCACGGAACUUCGGUGUUGUUGAUCUCUAUUGUUGCGGAGCAACCAGCUGUAUUGACUUCCAUUGGUUCCUGCCAAUUGGGUGGGAAGCGGAAAAGCUUUGUCAAUCUUGGACCUGAAGUUGGCUGUAGAGUUGUGCGCCAUGCUUGUUGGAUUGACAGGCCGAUUCAGCAGAGAUUGUCUGGCUGUCACUAGAUCCUUGGUCACCCCGGUUGUUGUUGUUGUAGCGUUGCACACAACAUUCUACGGAGCCGCUUGACAGACGGGCUGGAUCUUAAUGGGCCACAAAGUAUGGUUAUGAUUUUGUUUCAAUCCGCAAAUAAUAAAGCAGAUUGCUUGGACGCCCUGUUACAAGAAAUGGUGCGUUGCUGGCAGCUCUCUCAUAUUGG
This is a messenger RNA of Klebsormidium nitens, 2152 nucleotides long. The record is from the annotation of a GenBank genome assembly. NCBI's taxonomy places the organism in Eukaryota, Viridiplantae, Streptophyta, Klebsormidiophyceae, Klebsormidiales, Klebsormidiaceae.